Dermacentor silvarum is the source of this 479-nucleotide messenger RNA. RefSeq lists its product as uncharacterized. The transcript has 2 exons. Bases 82 to 405 code for a protein of 107 amino acids. NCBI's taxonomy places the organism in Eukaryota, Metazoa, Arthropoda, Arachnida, Ixodida, Ixodidae. The record is from RefSeq and is a predicted model, not a curated record.
GGCGGGAACGGGCUGCCACUGGCGAACACGCACUUGCCCUGCGAAGGAUAACAAAGCACAGGAUCGUGUGUGGCGCUGCCCAUGCCUACGGACUGCGGCGGCGACCAGCAGACCGGCGGAGGCCAGCAGGUGGGACGGCGGCAGCCGCGGCUGCGGGCCCUCCGCGAGCGGCUGGUGUCGUGCAAGCCCGUGCAGCGGUUCCUCGACUGGUACGGACAGUUCUGGGGCGACGACGACGAAGAGGAGCGCCGGCUGCACGAGGCGGACGCCGACGACGGAUUCGUCAACUGGUUCUGCCUGCCUUUCUUCGUGACGCGCAGGCCUCGCGGCGCCAAGAACGUGGAGGCCGCCCUCGGAGGAGGACCCGACGCCGUGCUGCGAUCCUUCGCGGCGGCCGCCAAAUAAAAUAAAAAAGCACCAAUGACCUCCGCGAGAAAGUCGUCGGCCGCUUGCAAUGAGGCGGAAUAAACUACUGGACC